Astyanax mexicanus (Mexican tetra) is the source of this 1629-nucleotide messenger RNA. Its product is annotated as zinc finger protein 239-like. Bases 132 to 947 code for a protein of 271 amino acids. Gene Ontology annotation, biological process: regulation of transcription by RNA polymerase II. The record is from RefSeq and is a predicted model, not a curated record. The transcript has a single exon. Gene Ontology annotation, molecular function: DNA-binding transcription factor activity, RNA polymerase II-specific; RNA polymerase II cis-regulatory region sequence-specific DNA binding. NCBI's taxonomy places the organism in Eukaryota, Metazoa, Chordata, Actinopteri, Characiformes, Acestrorhamphidae.
UUGUUUUUCCAGAAUAAACAACCAGGAUAUUUAAUAAAGAACAGUGUUAAACUGCUGAAAGAGGUGAAGCACAAGCCAUCCAGAAGAAUCUCCUGAAAACGCAGAAAUUGUUUGCUACAUUUCACAGACAGAUGGAGCCAAGUCCCAACAUGGAGAAACAUCAGCACUCUGUCAAGAGUUUUACUAAACAGAGUGAUCUCAAAAAACACCAGCGCAUUCACACAGGAGAGAAACCGUAUCACUGCUCAGACUGUGGGAAGAGUUUUAAUCAACAGAGUAGUCUCAAAAAUCACCAGCGCAUUCACACAGGAGAGAAACCGUAUCACUGUUCAGACUGUGGGAAGAGUUUUACUAAACAGAGUAAUCUCAAACUGCAUCAGCGCAUUCACACAGGAGAGAAACCGUAUUACUGUUUCGACUGUGGGAAGAGUUUUACUCAACAGAGUACUCUCAAAAUACACCAACGCAUUCACACAGGAGAGAAACCGUAUCACUGCUCAGACUGUGGAAAGAGUUUUACUGAACAGAGUACUCUCAAAAUACACCAACGCAUUCACACAGGAGAGAAACCGUAUUACUGCUCCGAUUGUGGGAAGAGUUUUACUGAACAGAGUAGUCUUAAACUGCACCAGCGCAUUCACACAGGAGAGAAACCGUAUCACUGCUCAGACUGUGGGAAGAGUUUUACUAAACAGAGUACUCUCAAAAAUCACCAGCGCAUUCACACAGGAGAGAAACCGUAUUACUGUUUCGACUGUGGGAAGAGUUUUAAUCAACAGAGUAAUCUCAAACUGCAUCAGCGCAUUCACACAGGAGAGAAACCACAUCACUGCUCAGACUGUGGGAAGAGUUUUAAUCAACAGAGUAACCUCAAAAAACACCAGCGCAUUCACACAGGAGAGAAACCGUAUCACUGCUCAGACUCUGGGAAGAGUUUUACUGAAUAGAGUCAUCUCAAACUGCACCAGCGCAUUCACACAGGAGAAAAACCGUAUCACUGUUCAGACUGUGGAAAGAGUUUUACUAAACAGAGUAGUCUCAAACUGCAUCAGCGCAUUCACACAGGAGAGAAACCGUAUCACUGUUUCGACUGUGGGAAGAGUUUUACUACACAGAGUAAUCUCAAAAUACACCAGCGCAUUCACACAGGAGAGAAACCGUAUCACUGCUCAGACUGUGAUAAGUGUUUUACUACACAGAGUAAUCUCAAAAUACACCAGCGCAUUCACACAGGAGAAAAACCGUAUCACUGUUUCGACUGUGGGAAGAGUUUUACUACACAGAGUAAUCUCAAAAUACACCAGCGCAUUCACACAGGAGAGAAACCGUAUUACUGCUCAGACUGUGGUAAGUGUUUUACUACACAGAGUCAUCUCAAACUGCACCAGCGCAUUCACACAGGAGUGAAACCGUAUCACUGUUCAGACUGUGGGAAGAGUUUUACUUUACAGAGUGAACUUAUAUUACAUCAGUGCAUUCACAAAAGAUAGAAAAGUAUCCCAAAUCUGUUCCUCUGCCAUAAAAAAUGCAAACCUUAAAUCUUUCAGACAGCCAAAAACACCUCAUCAUGCACAAAAUCUUCACUCUGUUACAAGAACUUCAUUUAAAAAUGGCUUUUUACAGGUUCAG